AGUUUGCAAUUUAGACAUUCUUCCUAAACGUUAGAGGCUGGACUUGGGAGCCGACUUGCAAGGUUUGCAAAGGGACCCAGCAGUCUUAGUAUUGUGGAUUGGCUCAUCUUAACCAUGGACAGCGAAAAUGGCAAAGUAAAUGAGGCUGUAAUUCAGGAAAUGUCAGAAGAACAUCUGAUUGACCUUAAAAAGGAGAGAGCACAUGAGGGGACACCCAAGGAACCGAUAGACAGCAAGAAGGUGUCGUUACAAGAGGAAAAGGAGAGCGUGGCCCGCGUGGCAUUACCAGAAAACCAAGGAAAUGAGGGCCUCACCGGCGAUGAGUCUGUGGCAGAGGACCAUUUUUCCGGGCCUGUCCAUCCACCGGCGCCUGCUUCCCAGACUGCCUGUGAUCUGCCUCUGUCACCUCAGGAUAACAAAGAGAAGCUGACUGAUCGGCCUGAAAGCAGAGAUGAUGAGCUUAAAGCUGAGGAAGAAAGCGGCAGCGAAGAAUUAAUAAUAGAUGAGAAAGAGGAAGGACCCGGAAAUGACACUGAAGUUUUGGAGGCUGGAAGCAUCAGGAGCAGGGAGGAUGAAAGUCUCCGGGUCCUGGGAAUCGAGGAAAUCAGGCAGAGAUACGGCGACUUGUGUCAGAGCAAUGCAGCCUUCCAGGAGAUGAUGUUGAGCCUCAAAGGUGAUUUGUUUCUUGUCAGUGGCACUAAACAGAUUUUGGGUGGCCAAAGGAUGACUAGGAACUGGGAAACCCGAGUCCAGACCCCCACUGGCGCCAUGGAGGCUUGCUGGGUGACUAUGGGUCAGUUACACGCUCUCAGCACUGACCCUGGCUUUGCAUCGAGACCUCCAAGGAAAACCAUGGGUGUGCUGUGGAGGCGGGCAAUGGCGACACGAUCUCUGAAGGUCUCUCACCUUUUAGACCAGGGGUAG
Molecule: messenger RNA, 924 nt
Organism: Sphaerodactylus townsendi
Lineage: Eukaryota; Metazoa; Chordata; Lepidosauria; Squamata; Sphaerodactylidae
Exons: 8
Coding region: 115-924 (269 amino acids)
Source: RefSeq, a predicted model, not a curated record